Messenger RNA from Impatiens glandulifera, 1756 nucleotides. Its product is annotated as RNA-binding protein BRN1. The transcript has 9 exons. NCBI's taxonomy places the organism in Eukaryota, Viridiplantae, Streptophyta, Magnoliopsida, Ericales, Balsaminaceae. Bases 236 to 1516 code for a protein of 426 amino acids. Gene Ontology annotation, cellular component: nucleus; cytoplasm; ribonucleoprotein complex. The record is from RefSeq and is a predicted model, not a curated record. Gene Ontology annotation, molecular function: mRNA binding.
UGUACGGUGAUAAACGGGUAUUUGUAUUGAUAUUAAUUAUAUUAAAUUUUGUAGAUCAAAUCCCAUCCUUCCUUCCUUCUUUGCCAUCCUGGAAGGAAGACCUUAAUUUCUCCCAAAAUCAGCGAGAGUGACUCGAAGAGGAAGAACCAGACAAGGGAGGGAGGGAGGAGGAAGAAAUUAACCAGAGAUCAACUCAGAAGGGUUGUAAGAGGAAGGAAGGAAGGAACCGGCAUUAAUGGCGGAGGACGAAAGACAAACGAUAAAUCUCAGCGAAGAGAGCGUCAAGUUGUUCGUAGGUCAAGUGCCGAAACAUAUGACCGAGGAACAACUUCUGGAAAUGUUCCAGGAGUUGGCUAUUGUCGACGAAGUCAACAUAAUUAAGGACAAGAAUACGCGAGCCUCUAGAGGUUGUUGUUUUAUAUUAUGUCCUUCCAGAGAAGAAGCGGACAAGGCGGUUAACGCUUGUCAUAAUAAGAAGACUUUACCUGGGGCUUCGAGUCCAUUGCAAGUGAAGUAUGCAGAUGGCGAGUUGGAAAGACUAGAGCACAAACUUUUUGUGGGGAUGUUGCCAAAGAAUGUUUCUGAGACUGAGCUUUCUUCAUUAUUUUCUCAAUAUGGAACCAUCAGAGACCUGCUAAUUUUGAGAGGUUCGCAACAAACAAGUAAAGGCUGUGCUUUUCUAAAGUAUGAGACCAAGGAACAAGCUCUUGCAGCAAUAGAAGCUCUUAAUGGCAAGCACAAAAUGGAGGGUUCAGCUAUUCCAUUAAUUGUGAAAUGGGCAGAUACUGAAAAAGAAAGACAAGCUCGCAGGGCCCAAAAAGCUCAAUCACAGGCUUCUAACAUGCCAGAUGUGAAUGCGCAGCAUCCACCUCUCUAUCCAGCUGGUUAUAUGCCCCCAUAUAAUGGAUACGGUUACCAGGGACCGGGAGCUUAUGGGUAUAUGCAGUACCGGCUUUCACCUAUGCAAAAUCAACAAUCGUUCCAAACUAUGAUGUCACCAUUGAACCAAGGACAUACAUUACGUGGUGCUAACCCUAAUCUUCCCCACAGUUUGUCCCCAAAAAACUCUAGUUAUGUAGGAUCUACUUAUCCUCCAGUUCCAGCACUUCAGUACCCAAUGCCAUAUCCUGGUGGAAUGAUGGGCCAUCAUAGGCCAUUGAUUGGAUCUCAGGGUCCAACACUCCCUGGAAGUGACAGCAAUCAAUCUGUAGCAUCAUCAAGUUCUUCUGGGGGUCAGGUUGAAGGUCCACCUGGUGCUAAUUUAUUCAUAUACCAUAUUCCCCAAGAAUUUGGCGAUCAAGAACUGGCAAAUGCCUUCCAUCAAUUUGGCAGGGUAAUAAGUGCUAAAGUCUUUAUUGACAAGACCACCGGUUUUAGCAAAUGUUUUGGAUUUGUUAGUUUUGAUUCACCAACAUGUGCUGAAAUGGCAAUUAAUUCGAUGAAUGGGUACCAGCUAAGUGGUAAGAAAUUGAAGGUUCAACUUAAAAGAGACAACAGACAAACAAACACGUACUGACUUUAAAUGGUAAGGGAAGGACACGAAGAAGUUGAGGAUACGUGGGCAUAAGUUAAGCAAUCAGAUAUUUGACUUAGGACUGAGGCAGUCAGUCUGUACUUAUCCAUAAUAGUUCCUGCCCCUAUUGGUUGUUGAGGUCAUUUAAAUUUGUAUUUGUUGGUUAACACACACUGUCAUGUAAUUUGUGUAACAUGGGAAUUUCAUUGGACGACAAUCAUUUAUUUAUUGAUUUUUCUCUCA